AUGGAGGUUCUGCAGUGUGAGUGGAGGAUCCCAAAGGUGUCUCUAGCAGAGAUUCUGAGGUGCUUUGAGCAUCCUAUAAGUGAGGAACAAGCCUGGGCUAUUUGCUUUCAGUGUUGCUGUAAAAUGAAGCAGUUGUCUCAGGGGCUGCACUCAUCGCUCCAUGCUGUAGUCAUAAAAGGUCCUGGGAGUAUCUUUAUCCAUGCAGAUGGCACUGCUUCCUUCAAGGUGUAUCAAAAGAAAUAUUCUAAAAACUGUUUAUUAAUCCCAAUGCAAUUAUCUUUCUACAUCUCCUCUCCUGUUUCCCUUUCAGAUGUUGGUAACACUCAACAGUUAGAGGAUAAGCUGCUGGAGCACCUGGGAGUGGUGAUCUAUGAAGCACUGGACUGGGGAAUUGACAGCCAAGCAGAGCGAGAACUGAGCGAGCCCUUGGAGAAACUGCUCUCCCUCAUGCUGAAACUGGAUGAUGAAGCGAUGAAACUAGCAGUGACCCUGCAGGAUGUUAUCAAGGUCUGUGAGGAGCACUUGUCUAGGCCUUCUGAGGCCGCCAGCCAUUACAAGGUGACCUGCAGGAGCCUUUAUACUGAAUAUAUGGAACUUAAGAAGCUUGUGUCUAUCAUCCAGACUUCAAAAGAGAGUCUGAGAAAAAUGGAGAUGGAACACUUGCUGGAAAAUCCCUUUCAGAAGAAGGAAAAAUACUUGGCAACCCUGUGGCCUGAUGUCAUCCGUGAACUGCAGAAUGGCGUGAGGCUGCGCAAGGCCACGGAGCGACCUCAGCGUCGUACUCCUCCAAAAGAAUAUACUCGCUCCCCAUAUGAAUUGCUGGUGGAUGAUAUUCAACACAAAAGGUACACCCUUCGGAAGGUGAUCAUCAGGCAAAAAAGCAAAAGCUCCAAAGUUGAUGCAACUGCUUUCAAGCCUCACCUAAAACCAGUGCUGGAGAGGAAGCUGAAAGAGUGCAUGCUGCAGGAGCCCAGCUGGCAGGAACAGUUCAUGGCAGAAAUAAAACAACCACAGAAGCUUCAGCCAUCAACAGCAAGGGAAAAUGGGAGCAGGCCCAAAGGAAUGUCUGUGUCACCAAAUAUUUCCUUGAAAUCUCCAAGAAAUAGCAUCUUACCUCUUCAAAACGUCAGUACGGUGUUUAAAAGCAUGAACAGUAUAAGACAGCAGCUAGGACCAGGAGUUCAGGAAACAACUCCCAAGCUGCCUUCCAGCACCCAGCUUGCCUUAGCCAAGUCAUCUGUAAUGACCUGCAAUAGCGCAGGUCUCCCUGCAGAUUGCACGCGUGCUUCCAUAAGUGGACCCAUGCUAGGAGAGAUUAAACCUAUCGGUUUCCUGAACUCUAGCCAACAGGAACUGCCUUCUUUCAGAGGAAGGUCCAAGUCUUUAGAGAGUGCCCUUCAAAGCAAGGAACCUGACUGUCCCUUUCCUACCAAAUGGUCAUCACCAACCAUUGCUGAGCUGAUUGGAACUAGAUAUGCAAUGAUGGUGCUGGAGGGAGAAGGAUCUCACCAAAGAGGUGGUGAUGGUGUCUUACUGAGAGCCAAGAUCUGUUUCAGCUGCCAGAAGCAGAUGUUCCUCAAGUGGCCUUAUAGCUGUUACCUUUGCAGCAGUGUCGUCUGCUGUGACUGCUGCAUCAAGAUGUCCAUGCCCUUCAGAAUGUGUGUACAUCUUCCACUUAGCUUCUUAAAACUUCUGAGACUCUCCAAAGAGGAGGAUCCAUCCACUCAAGAGCAGAGGAGCUCAGAGUUGCUGCAUGAAUUAGAACACUGGGUGUGUUCUAGUGUACCUGUCAUGUUGGAACCCCAUUGCCUAGCACGGCCUCUGUGCUGUUACACAGGAACUAUGGCAAACUGGUUGUCUGUGGACAUCUGUACCCAAUGCGAACAGUAUCUGUUGAACGUGGCUUCCAGUCAACAGCAGAACAUCUCUCUCGGGAGAAUUUCCAGGUCUUGGACCAAACUGGAAUGA
Molecule: messenger RNA, 1968 nt
Organism: Rhea pennata
Lineage: Eukaryota; Metazoa; Chordata; Aves; Rheiformes; Rheidae
Product: protein spire homolog 1-like
Exons: 16
Coding region: 1-1968 (655 amino acids)
Biological process (GO): polar body extrusion after meiotic divisions; actin filament network formation; cleavage furrow formation
Cellular component (GO): cytoplasmic vesicle membrane; cell cortex
Molecular function (GO): actin binding
Source: RefSeq, a predicted model, not a curated record